UCACAUUAACCAAUAUCAUAACACGUGAUAACUGAUAAAGAACCCUUUUUCUGUUUUCUCAUAUUAUCUAUCUCUUUCAAGAAGACAGAAGAAGAAAAGAUCAUCAAGACCGAUCUCGUAGACUUUAAUUUCUUUUCUUGUCUUCUGUCAAAAACCAGAAAGAAACUUUUCAAGCAGAAGAAACAAAAGAAGAAUCUCAUAGAUUCGUGAGCUUCACGACGAUGGAGUCUUUGAAGAACAGAACGUUGCUUAAGGUCAUCGUCCUCGGAGAUAGCGGGGUUGGCAAAACUUCAUUGAUGAACCAAUACGUGUACAAGAAGUUUAAUCGACAAUACAAGGCCACUAUCGGAGCAGAUUUUGUCACCAAGGAGCUCCAUAUUGAAGACAAAGCUGUCACUUUACAAAUAUGGGAUACUGCUGGACAAGAGAGAUUUCACAGUCUAGGAGCUGCGUUCUAUAGAGGUGCUGAUUGUUGCGUUCUUGUCUACGACGUUAACAAUCUCAAAUCUUUUGAAACACUCAACACUUGGCACAUGGAGUUCCUCAAACAGGCAAAUCCUGUUGAACCUGAGAAAUUUCCAUUUGUUUUGAUUGGGAACAAAACCGAUGUAGAUGGUGGAAACACCCGAGUUGUUUCGGAUAAGAGAGCCGUUGAAUGGUGUGGUACGAAGGGAAACAUACCGUACUAUGAAACCUCUGCAAAGGAAAAUAUCAAUGUGGAUGAAGCUUUUUUGGGUGUUGCACACAAAGCUCUCUCCAAUGAACAUAAACAAGACUACAUAUAUUCCAGAGAUUUGUCUGCAUCUGUUACAGACAUUCUUGAGGAGCCGUCAAGACCAGGCUGUUCUUGCUGAUUCAUAAGUAACACAUCUGAUCAAUAAUAUCGAUUCGAAGCUCUUGUCUUUUUAUUUAAUCAUAUGUUGGUGUAUAUCAAUUAUUGCGGUUUAGUAACAAAAUAACUGGUACAUGCAACGACCUGAGUGUUUUGAUUCAUGUGUAGCAUUCUAUUUAAUUUUGUUCAUGUUAUUGUUGAUACAUUCAAACAAUCAAAAUCAUUUGGAACAUUCGAUCUAUUGGUGUUCCAUUGUUAUU
Messenger RNA from Brassica oleracea var. oleracea, 1092 nucleotides. Its product is annotated as ras-related protein RABG2-like. The transcript is spliced from 7 exons. Gene Ontology annotation, molecular function: GTPase activity; GTP binding. Lineage: Eukaryota; Viridiplantae; Streptophyta; Magnoliopsida; Brassicales; Brassicaceae. Bases 222 to 854 code for a protein of 210 amino acids. Gene Ontology annotation, cellular component: vacuolar membrane. The record is from RefSeq and is a predicted model, not a curated record.